Messenger RNA from Hibiscus syriacus, 846 nucleotides. RefSeq names its product secretory carrier-associated membrane protein 1-like. Gene Ontology annotation, biological process: protein transport. Gene Ontology annotation, cellular component: recycling endosome membrane; trans-Golgi network membrane. The record is from RefSeq and is a predicted model, not a curated record. The transcript is spliced from 13 exons. Bases 1 to 813 code for a protein of 270 amino acids. NCBI's taxonomy places the organism in Eukaryota, Viridiplantae, Streptophyta, Magnoliopsida, Malvales, Malvaceae.
AUGCCUGUAAACAAUGUAACUGUUUCUGAUUCAAGGCCAUCAUAUCAGAGUGGUGCAACGAUAGAUAUUCCUCUUGAUACUCAUUCUACCAAGAAUGUCAAAGCAAAGGAGAAAGAGCUUAAAGAAAAAGAGGCUGAACUGAAAAGGCGAGAGCAGGGUGGAGUUGAAAGGAGGGAGGAAGCAAUAGAACGAUCUGGAAUAGUGAUAGAGGAGAAAAAUUGGCCACCAUUUUGUCCUAUUAUCCAUAAUGACAUCGCAAAUGAAAUACCAACCCACCUACAACCAACCAUAUAUGUUGCUUUCGCAACUUUGAUAGACUUGGUUAUCUGCCUUCUCUACAAUAUAGCAGCCGCUACUACAGCAUGGAUCAAGGGAUACUGUUUAAUAAUUUGGCUUCUUGCCGUCAUAUAUACCUUAACCGGCAUCCCUGGAGGCUUUUACUUGUGGUAUAGUCCUCUUUAUAAGGCUGUAAGAUGUAAUGUCCGUAUUCCUUUUACAGGACUGACUGCGUUGAGAUUUGGAUCGUUUUUCUUGGGUUACUCCUUCCAUAUACUAUUUUGCGUUCUAGCUGCAAUUGCUCCUGGAUUCUUUUUCAGGGAAGGGUCCAUAACAGGUAUUUUGACUGCAUUGGAUCUUUUCACACAGAAUCGUGCUUUGGGGAUAAUAUACUUCGUGGGUUUUGGAUUAUUUCUCUGUGAAUCACUUGUGAGCAUCUGGGUUAUUCAGCAAGUAUUCAAGUAUUUCCGAGGCAGUGGUAAAGGUGCAGAGAUGAAGCGUGAGGCUGCAAGACGAACCAUGAUGUCAGCUCUAUGAGACGACGGAGAGGCGUAUUGAAUGAUGGUAAUU